AUGAAACCCACUCACCUCACCAACCGCACAGACCCUCUCACCUCACCGACCCCUCACCCCUCUCAACUCACUGACCCCACAGACCCUCUCACCUCACCGACCCCACAGACCCUCUCACCUCACCGACCCCACAGACCCUCUCACCUCACCGACCCCACAAACCCUCUCACCUCACCGACCCCACAGACCCUCUCACCUCACCGACCCCACAGACCCUCUCAACUCACCGACCCCACAGACCCUCUCACCUCCCCGACCCCACAGACCCUCUCACCUUACCGACCCCACAGGCCCUCUCACCUCACCGACCCCACAGACCCUCUCAACUCACCGACCCCACAGGCCCUCUCACCUCACCCGACCCCACAGGCCCUCUCACCUCACCGACCCCACAGGCCUUCUCACCUCACCCGACCCCACAGGCCCUCUCACCUCACCGACCCCACAGGCCCUCUCACCUCACCGACCCCACAGGCCCUCUCACCUCACCGACCCCACAGGCCCUCUCACCUCACCGACCCCACAGGCCCUCUCACCUCACCGACCCCACAGGCCCUCUCACCUCACCGACCCCACAGGCCCUCUCACCUCACCGACCCCACAGGCCCUCUCACCUCACCGACCCCACAGGCCCUCUCACCUCACCGACCCCACAGGCCCUCUCACCUCACCGACCCCACAGGCCCUCUCACCUCUCACCUGGUGGAAUCCGAGUGGCUGAGUUGUGUCUAA
This is a messenger RNA of Salvelinus namaycush (lake trout), 732 nucleotides long. RefSeq names its product extensin-like. The coding region runs from base 1 to 732 and encodes 243 amino acids. The transcript has 2 exons. The record is from RefSeq and is a predicted model, not a curated record. NCBI's taxonomy places the organism in Eukaryota, Metazoa, Chordata, Actinopteri, Salmoniformes, Salmonidae.